GCUCAAACAAGCUCUUCGCCUUUCCACGGUCGCCAUGGUGAACAAGUUCAGCUCUCUCCUCGUCGCGGUCUGCGCUGCUACCAGCGCCCUCGCUUUCCCCUUCGAGUUCCACAACUCUACCCAGCUCCACGCCCGACAGGGUACGCCCGCCGGCACCGGCACCAACGGCGGCUACUUCUACUCCUUCUGGACCGACGGCGGAGGAUCGGUUACCUACAACAACGGACCCGCCGGAGAGUACAGCGUGAGCUGGACUAGCGCCGACAACUUCGUUGCCGGCAAGGGCUGGAACCCUGGUUCUGCCCAGGACAUCUCCUUCACCGCGAACUACGAGCCAAACGGCAACUCGUACCUGUCCGUGUACGGCUGGUCGACGAACCCGCUCGUGGAGUACUACAUCCUCGAGGACUUCGGGACGUACAACCCCGCGUCGUCGCUGACGCACAAGGGCACGCUCACGUCCGACGGCUCGUCGUACGACGUCUACGAGGGCACGCGCGUCAACGAGCCGUCGAUCGACGGCACGGCGACCUUCAACCAGUACUGGUCGAUCCGCUCCUCGAAGCGCUCCUCGGGCACGGUCACGACUGCGAACCACUUCAACGCGUGGGCCCAGCUCGGCCUCCCGCUCGGCACGUUCAACUACCAGAUCGUCGCCACCGAGGGCUACCAGUCGAGCGGCUCCUCCACCGUCACCAUCGGCGCCGCGACCGGCGGCAGCACCGGCUCCGGCACCAUCAGCCCUACGGGCCCUACCACCACCGUCCCUGUCGCCACGCCCACGCCGCCCUCCACGGCCUGCGCCGCCGAGUGGGAUCAGUGCGGCGGUGAGGGAUGGGCAGGCCCGACCUGCUGCGUGGCAGGCACCACCUGCAACGCAGCGAACGCGUACUACUCGCAGUGCCUGGCGUGAGCGCGGAUCGUCGGUGGAGCUUCUUGUACACGGGUGAAGUAGAAGUGUAGCCUGUGCGCGUGCAGAAGGAUGGCAGGGGAGCAGAAGGUGUCUCCGUCGGGGAAGCAAAAGUUGCUGUUGGGCACUCGUGUUGGAGCGAUGGCUGCCGGCCUGUAUUAAUGUAGUGCUAUUGCAUCUAGGAACCUUUACAAACUAUCUGAUUCAUUUGUCUUCGGUAACGCCAUGGGUGGAAGCGUUACGAUAAUGAACG
Messenger RNA from Phanerochaete carnosa HHB-10118-sp, 1163 nucleotides. RefSeq names its product glycoside hydrolase family 11 protein. Gene Ontology annotation, biological process: xylan catabolic process. Gene Ontology annotation, molecular function: hydrolase activity, hydrolyzing O-glycosyl compounds; cellulose binding. The transcript is spliced from 2 exons. The record is from RefSeq and is a predicted model, not a curated record. Bases 35 to 913 code for a protein of 292 amino acids. Lineage: Eukaryota; Fungi; Basidiomycota; Agaricomycetes; Polyporales; Phanerochaetaceae. Gene Ontology annotation, cellular component: extracellular region.